Penicillium antarcticum is the source of this 1470-nucleotide messenger RNA. RefSeq lists its product as uncharacterized. NCBI's taxonomy places the organism in Eukaryota, Fungi, Ascomycota, Eurotiomycetes, Eurotiales, Aspergillaceae. The transcript is spliced from 6 exons. The coding region runs from base 1 to 1470 and encodes 489 amino acids. The record is from RefSeq and is a predicted model, not a curated record. Gene Ontology annotation, biological process: RNA processing. Gene Ontology annotation, molecular function: ribonuclease III activity.
AUGAGCAAGGAUUCUGUGGAAUUCAUUCGAAAGCUAGUCGCAUGUCCAGAGUUAACCGAGUCGGACAUAGACGUUGCGCUUACCGCUGCUGGAGUAGACGAACUUUUGCCGGAUGGAAACAGAAUAUUAGCCCAGUUGGGCUUGGCGGCCACCGGGUUCUUGAUUGAUUCCAGCAUUGCCUUUAUUGCGUUAUCUCGAGACUUUACAUCGAAGCUCAAAUCCCGUGUCAACGGUAUCCAACACCGUGCAGACAUUGCAAAGCGUACUGGCAUUGACAGGCACUUGAAGUUUGAUUCUCGGCCUGGCGCUCGCUCCUCCGGGGUUCUUGCCGUAGCAACAAGUGCCCUUAUCGGAGCUAUAUACCUCAGAAAAAAGAAGUGUUUCAUGUCUGUGGCCAAGGGUCUUUAUUCCCUGGGUGUCCUGGACGAGGAUGUUGACCGAUUUAACUUGAUGGAAUUAUUCAAAGAUGAGCAGAGCGAUCUGCUGCUUACGCCUUCCUUGGUGGGGAAUGACCCUGCCCAGACUAGCGAAGUCGAUGUUUGGAGUCAAGAGAUGCCCCCUUUACCGGAUUUUCCGACCACUCCAGAUCUAGGGGGUUUGUUUAACUUUGAGAGCCUUUACAAUGAGAAUGGACUGUUGAAAGAUAUCCUUCCAGAUGGGCGUUCUUUCACCGGCCCGCGUUCGCAGUCUCAUUUAACCGAAGACUCAGGUCGACCGGCGUUGGAGAGGCAGGUGCUUGAGCCGGAUGGCUUCUCAGGCCAGCCCGCGAACCAACAAUCCGCAAGUCGGCGUUUCCCAUGCAAGCGGAAAGACGAUAGCGUUCUGAUUCUGGUCGGUGGAUCUCAAUCACUUGUUGCUCUUCGGGCGGCCCUGAAAUACACGAGAGAGCUGGGGGCCCAAAGGCACAGCGUUCAAAGCCGAAGAUGGGUAUCACGUGACCUAACCAUUCACGAACGCUUCGAAAUCAUCGGUGAAAUCCAAGACAACACGGCAUUUCUCCAGAUCUUGCGAUGCAACCAUAUCCUGCACCUCUACCGAUGCACCGGCAGUCCUGUGGGGCGCACCUCGAAGUUCGUUAUAGAGGCAGCGUCACACGAUGAGCUUAUUGGUCAGCCGAGAGCAAGAGGCAAUCCGAGGAAGAUUGAAGUGGCUACAGCAGUCAACAAAAUGAUGAGGAAUAUUUUCCCGGAUCUGGAGCCGGACUCAGUUCUCUACAGGAGGAAGCGCCGUGCAGUCUUAGAAAUUCGCAAAUUUGGACAACGUCUACACAGUUUAGCCGAACGCUUCGGGGAUGCUGUUCUAAGCUUACUUCAUUUCGAUCGGUCCGGUGCCGUGGCGGGCCCCAUGAUUAUCGAAAAACUUAUCCUUUCUCCGACGGAUGAGACAUUUGAAAGGUUUGUGGAGAUUCUGGAGGAAUCGCAGGGAAAACCUUCUUCGGGAGAUCAGCUGGGCGGCGAAAUCUGCUUUUGA